Messenger RNA from Apis dorsata (giant honeybee), 1814 nucleotides. RefSeq names its product putative cuticle collagen 155. NCBI's taxonomy places the organism in Eukaryota, Metazoa, Arthropoda, Insecta, Hymenoptera, Apidae. The annotation marks the transcript as partial. The record is from RefSeq and is a predicted model, not a curated record. The transcript is spliced from 7 exons.
GCGAAUGAAACCUCUUGUUACCCACCCACCACGUCCCAUCCUCCGCAGCAAAAAUAAUGAAAACCAUCGAAAUAAAAAUAAAACAUAUCGAUGAAUUUACGUUCCCCCGAUACCCAUCGAUCAUUCAUCCAUAGCACACCUCCUCCUCGUUCCGGUUAACAACCACCCGUCUCCUCUUUCUUCUCUUUUUUUUUCUUUUUUUUUUUUUUUGGACUCACCGAGUAACCAAAUAAGAAGCCCAACAAGGGAGCUCUCCCUUGAAAAAGAAGAAGAAGAAGAAGAAAAAAAAAUAAGAAAAGGAAAAGAAAAGGAAAGAGGAGAAAAAAGAGAGGAGAACCUUUACCAAACUCAUCGUCAUACCGCAUAACCAUAACGAAGAGUGGAACGAUCCACGUACCACGUACCACGACUCGUUCCUCGGCCGAGCGGAAGGGUCCAAGACGAAGGUCCAAGACGAACAAGGAUCACGACACCACGGUACGAUAAUGGGGAUGGGAGGUGGGGUGGGGGGCACGCAAGAAUUAUCCCUGAAGGAGUCGAAACGGAGAAGAAUGGGGAAAAGAGAAGACACCAAGAAGGAUGGGCACCAAGUUGGUCGGUUGCUCUUGCCGACCCCCACCCUGUAUAUAAGCCUUCUUCUGCCGGCUACGUCUUCAGUCUUUCAGUUCGAACGGCACACUGCGUGUACGAAUCCGAAGAGAUCAUCAUCUUGCACGGGAUCGAGAUCUUUGGGACGAUGGCUUGCUGAACGGAAGCGAACGGUGGCAGGAUGUUUGGCCGUGUGCGCGCCGCUUUCUUCACCCUGGUAAUUGCCACGUCUUUGUUGCAAUGCACACAGCAGGAAGGAAGUAGGCAAAGUAGAGAUGUAAUACUCAAUAUCAAAGAUGAUCAGAAAAGUCAAUAUUUAAAUCAAGAUUUUUAUUCUAAUGCAUACAAUUAUGGUUACCAAGUAAGUCCAAAUGGACAAUUUCAUCACGAAGUGCGUGGACCGGAUGACAUUACAUAUGGAUGCUAUGGAUAUAUAGAUCCAUAUGGAAAACUAAAAACAACUUUUUACAUUAGUGAUGGCUGGGGAUAUAGAGUCGUUCAACCAGGAAAUUCAGUCGAACUGUUUCUUCAUGAACAUGAACAUCAUCACGAAGAUGAUACAGAACAACAUUAUCAUGAACACAACGAUGAUCACCAUGAUCAUAAAGGUGUAAUUACGGAGUGGAGAGAUCUAUAUUUUCCAGAAAUAUGCAGACAAUUCGAUGGAACAAAUGCUGGACCAAACACUAAACCAAUCUCAGAAGAAGAAACCAGUGGUUCAAGCAAUGCUGGAAUACCUAUUCAACCAAGCCAACCAACACCAACGCCGGAAUAUCCUAUUAAACCUGGGUAUCCUCAACAACCUGAACAAUCUCAAAAGCCAGGACGACCAGGAAUAUCAGAAGUGCCACCUGGGCAACCUGGAUCACCUGGAAAACCAGGACAGCCGGGAUAUCCUGGUCAACCUGGAACACCCGGAAUACCUGGAAUUCCGCCACAACCUGGAUAUCCUGGGCAACCUGGAUCACCUGGAAAACCAGGAGAGCCGGGAUAUCCUGGCCAACCUGGAACACCUGGAAUACCUGGAACUCCGCCAAAACCUGGAUAUCCUGGGCAACCUGGAUAUCCUGGGCAACCUGGAUAUCCUGGGCAACCUGGAUCACCUGGAAAACCAGGACAGCCGGGAUAUCCUGGUCAACCUGGAACACCCGGAACACCAGGAACACCUGGAACACCAGGAACACCUGGAAUACCUGGAACUCCGCCAAAACCUGGAUAUCCUGGGC